Molecule: messenger RNA, 947 nt
Organism: Hydra vulgaris (swiftwater hydra)
Lineage: Eukaryota; Metazoa; Cnidaria; Hydrozoa; Anthoathecata; Hydridae
Source: RefSeq, a predicted model, not a curated record
CCCACUAAAUUCUGACAAUGUUUGCCCCAGAUUAUUUAAAUUGACACCACAGAAAAUGGGCCCCAAAACAAAAAUAAAUUCUAUUGAUGAGUUUUUAUUAACAUUAAUGAAGUUGCGACUUGGUCUGCUAAAUAAAGACUUAGCAGAUAGAUUCGGAGUUUCCGAAGGAUAAUGCUCCAAAAUUUUCCAUAGUUGGAUAAGAGGAAUGUCUGAGUAUUUCAAGAAUUUCAUUUUUAUGCCAGAUAUGGGUGCAAUACUUGCUACAACACCUCAAAGAUAUAAAAAGUUUGAUAAUUUAUCAUCAAUUAUAGAUUGCUCAGAAAUUUUUAUUGAAACACCGAAAAAUUUAGCGUUACAAAGUGUCACAUGGUCAGAUUACAAGCACCAAAACACAUUAAAAUUUUUAAUAUCAAUUGCUCCUAAUUCAAGUAUAACAUUUAUUUCAAAAGCUUACACAGGACGAAUUAGUGAUAAAAAAAUUACAAUAGACUCUAAGUUUUCAGAUAUUUUACCAAAAUACAGCACAUUAAUGGCAGAUAAAGGUUUUAGUUUAUAUGAUGAAUGUGCUGCUAGAUCGUUGUAUUUUCUAGUUCCACCAGGUAAACGUGGUGCAACUCAGAUGACUCCAGGUGAAAUUAAAAAAACUAGCAAUAUUGCUAAAGUUAGAAUUUUAGUUGAGCAAGUCAUAAGAAGACUCAAAACUUUCAAAAUCAUCGCAAAUGAGAUACCGAUAUCUAUGCUUUCUCAUGUUGAUGAUAUUUUAGUUGUAUGUGCUGCAUUAUGUAAUUUUAAAAAACCAAUUUAUUCAGACUAAUUUAGAAUUAUUCUUAGAACAUAUUGUAUCUUAUAUCUUUUUAUGCUAUUGUAUUGUGUGCUAUAUCUCUUUAUGCUAUAUAUAAUGUAUGCUAUAUCUUUUUUUAUUUAUUUUGCAUAGAAAAAAUAAAUAA